AUGACCGACCUCCACCAUCGUGACCCUCACCAUCGCCAGUCUAGUUCAUCGCCGGAUACCCUCGAAAGGGGUUAUCCAGAUGAUGUUGCCAAAGGCGGUUACAGUGAGAAAACAGGUGUUCUCGUCCCAGGACAAGCCCAUGCUGUUGAGUAUGAAGAAGGCCACCGGUUGCAUCGUGGCCUCAAGGCUCGUCAUAUCACUAUGAUUGCCAUUGGCGGUGCUAUUGGUACUGGUUUAAUCAUCGGAACUGGCAAGGCUCUCGCCCGAGCUGGUCCAGGUGCUAUCUUCAUCUCAUACUCGGUCGUCGGUUUCAUCGUAUACCUCGUCAUGUGUGCUUUAGGUGAAAUGGCUGCCUGGCUUCCUCUGUCCUCCGGUUUCACUGGCUACGCUGUCCGGUUCUGCGACCCUGCUCUUGGUUUCGCUCUGGGUUACACAUAUUGGUUCAAGUACAUUAUUGUCACGCCCAAUCAGUUGACUGCUGCCGCUCUGGUUAUCCAGUACUGGGUUCCGCGAGAUCGUGUGAAUCCUGGUGUCUUCAUUGCUGUGUUCCUGGUGACCAUUAUCUGUAUCAAUUACUUUGGUAUCAAGUUCUUCGGCGAGUUUGAGUUCUGGUUGUCCACCAUCAAAGUUAUUGUAAUUGUGGGUGUCAUUAUCCUAUCACUUGUGCUUGCCCUAGGUGGUGGUCCAGAUCACGACCGGAAAGGGUUCAGGUACUGGAAUGACCCUGGAGCGUUCAACACCUACAUCGAGAAAGGCGCGAGUGGACGAUUCCUCGCGUUUUGGUCCACUAUGGUCACUGCCACGUUUGCCUACCUCGGAACUGAGUUGGUUGGUGUCACCGUCGGCGAGGCUCAGAACCCACGAAAGACGAUUCCUCGUGCCAUCAAACUCACAUUUUACCGAAUCCUGUUCUUCUACAUUCUCAGUGUCCUCCUGCUCGGUAUGCUCGUUCCUUAUGACAGCGAAGAGCUUGCAUUUGCCACAAAAGCCUCCAACUCAGCAGCCGCAUCUCCAUUCGUCGUGGCGAUCAAACUCGCAGGAAUCGACGCAUUGCCCGGGAUUCUCAACGGCUGCAUUCUGCUUUUCGUUUUCUCUGCCUCCAACUCCGACCUUUAUAUUGCCAGCCGUACUCUCUACGGCCUAGCCAGCGAAGGCAAAGCUCCCCGCAUCUUCAAGAAGACCGAUGCAAGGGGCGUCCCGAUCUACGCACUAGGUGCCUCCGCAGCAUUCGCCUUGCUUGCAUUCAUGAACGUCUCGGACGAUUCCAAGGCCGUCUUCACCUACUUCGUGAACCUCACUACGAUCUUCGGUCUCUUGACCUGGAUCUCCAUCCUCAUCGCACAUAUCUACUUUAUUCGAGCGCGCAAAGCACAGAACGUGCCUGACACCGCUCUUGCCUUCAGAGCACCCCUCGGCGCCGCCGGCUCAUACGGCGCACUGGCACUUUGCAUUCUAAUCGCACUGACCAAGAACUUCGACGUCUUCGUUCAUGGAUCAUACGGCAACUUCGACUACAAGAACUUCAUCACCGGGUACCUCGGCAUCCCGCUUUACUUGAUUAUGAUCUUCGGAUACAAGUUCUGGACCAAAGCUAAGGGCGUCAAGCCCCAUGAGGCAGAUCUCUGGUCCGGGAAGGAUGUCAUCGAUCGCGAGGAGGAGGAGUUCUUGGCCGCUAAGGCUGCCAAAGAGGCUGAGAAAGGGCCAACCCGUGGCGGCUGGUUCUACAGGACUUUCAUCUCUUGGCUGUUCUAA
Messenger RNA from Exophiala aquamarina CBS 119918, 1752 nucleotides. RefSeq lists its product as uncharacterized. The coding region runs from base 1 to 1752 and encodes 583 amino acids. The transcript is spliced from 3 exons. Gene Ontology annotation, biological process: amino acid transmembrane transport. NCBI's taxonomy places the organism in Eukaryota, Fungi, Ascomycota, Eurotiomycetes, Chaetothyriales, Herpotrichiellaceae. Gene Ontology annotation, cellular component: membrane. Gene Ontology annotation, molecular function: amino acid transmembrane transporter activity. The record is from RefSeq and is a predicted model, not a curated record.